Messenger RNA from Dendronephthya gigantea, 957 nucleotides. RefSeq lists its product as uncharacterized. The record is from RefSeq and is a predicted model, not a curated record. The transcript has a single exon. Bases 1 to 957 code for a protein of 318 amino acids. NCBI's taxonomy places the organism in Eukaryota, Metazoa, Cnidaria, Anthozoa, Malacalcyonacea, Nephtheidae.
AUGUCGACGUUCGAUGUUAAAUUAAAACAACUUCAGAUGACAUGCCAGCGAACUGAUUCGGUGCUCGAUUCUAACAAAGAUACUUCGAUUAAACGACAACUGGAAGCCUUAAAAGCGUUAACAAACGAGGUAGAAACAUCGAGACGAGGCGUAGAAGCGUUGAAAAUCGAGCAAAAAGUGGACGAGGACGAAAUCGCUACGUGGAAUUCUCAACUAGAGACUGAGUUAGAGAAAGCAGACGACGAUGUGAAGCGCUUGGAGAAAUGGCAGGACGAUUGCAAACUGGAAAAGGAGAGAUAUGCGUUCGAAGAGAAAUUGAAAUACGAGAUAAAACUACACGAAACUAAGCUGAAACUUGAGUCCAAACAUCAAGCAAAGUUGGAAAGUGGAAGUUCGUCGAAGGAAAUUCAUGCCAAGCAAGUGGAAGCGAAACUACCGAAACUCGUAAUAUCAAAAUUUGACGGAGAUUACAUGGAUUGGCAACGGUUUUGGGGGCAAUUCACCGAAUCGAUCGAAAAAUCCGGCUUAGCAAACAUUGCCAAAUUUUCAUAUCUAAGAGAUCUUCUUGGAGACAAUGUCAGACGUGAAGUAGAGUCCUUACCAUUUACACCAGAAGGCUACAAUCAAGCUAAGGCUAUAUUGGAGGAAAAAUAUGGCAAAGAAUCAGAGUUGGUGAAGUCUUAUGUGAAAGAAAUUUUGAGCUUGCCAUACAUUUCGACAGCGAAUUCGAAGAAAAUUGCCGAGUUUAGUGAAAAACUGACAUAUUGUGUCCAGUCCCUGCAGUCGCUCAAGAAGCUGGACGAAGUGAAGGGUCUUACCAUGGUUACCAUUGAAAAGUUGCCAGGUAUACGGGGUGACCUUGUAAGAUCAGACGGUGACUGGGAGACAUGGAAUCUCGAUCAGCUAGCAGAAGCAGUGCGUCUUUGGAUACGGAGAAACCCAGUCGAUCAUAGUUGA